ACACACAACACAUCCAUCCAGUAUGAAACCUUUGGGCACAGAAGCUCUAGGAGAAUCUUAGUGCUGGGACCUUACCACCUCUCCUGCCGCCGACGGACUCCUUUCACUGCGAACGUCCUCACGGAAAUGUGUGUGUGCGUGAAAGAGAGAGGAAUAAAGUGUGUGCGCGUGUGUGAUGGUGCAUGUCUGGAACAAGUAAAGGCAGAGGAAUUAUCUGGCGCUAUCGAAAUAUUUCAACACAUCGCGUUCGCUUGAGGACUGAGAGCAAUAAGAAGGGGAACGCAUUUUAACAGGAUCGCGAUCCUGUGACCAGCAGCGAGGAGAAGCUGCACUCAAUUAAGAGACUCGCCGUCGUCUCAUUCAAACGAUGUCCGCGCGACAAAUCACAGAUUUUUGCCGAAUUCCGCACUCUGCGACCGCGUCGAAGACCGACGGGAAGCGAUUUACUUUUUAGAACCACACUUUCGCGUUGAACUCGCUCAGAAAACGGCACUUUUGACGCAACUUGUGGACAAUAAGCGGAGGUUCCUGCAGUAUUUACUGUGGAUUUAUUUGUAGAUUGCCUUCCAAUAUAGGCUUCUUCUUGGUUUUGUCUGCUUUACUUCUGGUUCUUCAUGAUCCAAGCUAUAACUUUAUACUAGGCUUGGUCAGUGUUUACUCUAAAUCCAAUCCACAAAAAAGAUUCGGUACCUGAACUUGGAUGAGCUUCCUGAUGAGAGACCCGGUCAUACCAGGAACAAGUAUGGCUUAUCAUCCGUUCAUACCGCACCGGGGUCCGGACUUUGCCAUGAGUGCAAUGCUGGGUCACCAGCCGCCCUUUUUCCCGGCCCUGGCGCUCCCUCACAACGGAUCCCUCUCUCUGCCGGGCGGCCUGGGGAAGCCGAUCAUGGACCAGCUGAUGGGCGCCGCGGAGACGGGCCUGCACUUCUCCUCGCUUGGGCACCAGGCGGCUGCGGCCCACCUCCGGCCUCUGAAGACUCUGGAGCCAGAGGAAGAGGUGGAGGACGACCCCAAAGUGCACCUAGAAGCUAAAGAACUCUGGGAACUCUUUCACAAGCGAGGCACUGAAAUGGUGAUCACUAAAUCUGGAAGGCGAAUGUUCCCCCCGUUUAAAGUGAGAUGCACUGGGCUGGACAAAAAGGCCAAAUACAUUCUCUUAAUGGACAUUGUUGCAGCCGACGACUGCAGGUAUAAAUUUCACAACUCUCGCUGGAUGGUGGCGGGCAAAGCCGACCCCGAGAUGCCCAAGAGGAUGUACAUUCACCCGGACAGCCCCGCCACGGGCGAGCAGUGGAUGUCAAAAGUCGUCAAUUUUCACAAACUCAAAUUGACCAAUAACAUCUCCGACAAGCACGGAUUUGUAAGUUCUACUAAUACCAUACUAAACUCCAUGCACAAAUACCAGCCCCGCUUUCACAUCGUGAGGGCCAACGAUAUUCUUAAACUACCCUACAGUACUUUCAGGACUUAUGUUUUUCCUGAAACGGAUUUCAUUGCGGUGACUGCAUAUCAGAACGACAAGAUAACCCAAUUGAAAAUUGACCAUAAUCCGUUUGCAAAAGGCUUCCGUGAUACUGGAAACGGAAGACGGGAAAAGAGGAAACAGCUCGCGCUCCAGUCCAUGCGCUCCUACGAGGAGCAGCAGAAGAAGGAGAACGGAGCAUCGGACGAUUCAUCUGGAGAGCAGGCCCCGUUCAAGAGCUUCCCUCAGGCCGCCUCCCCGGCUGUUUCAACCGUACCGCACCUCAAAGACUUCUGUGAGAGCGAUGAGGACAGCGAUGAUGAGGACAAGGACGGCCACAUGAAGGACCUCCCCGACUCCAGCAAAAUCUCCACCACCACGGAGGAGGGGCGGGACCCCGAGGCGCAGCUCGCCGGGGGCCAUGCCUUCUGCAGCAGCGACUCCACCAGUAGCCGGUCCCGCGGCGACUCCAACACCACCUCGACCACCUCAAGGACGGAGAAGAGCCACGCCGACUCCAGGCACAGCCCCGUCACUGCCAUCUCCAGCACCACCCGCUCCGGAGAAGACCUCAAGAGCCCGGGCAGGGACCCGGGGAGCCUGAAGGCGGAGGAGUGCAGCCGGUCCGUGGGGGGCGGCGGCAAGGACGGCUACAUGCCCCUCAGCAUGCACUCGGACCCCCCGCACCUCGGACACGGCCACCUGCAUAACUUUGGGUUCCCAACGGGGCUGGGCGGUCAGCAGUUCUUCAACCACCCCUUCCUGCUGCACCCGGGCCAGUUCAACAUGGGAGGGGCCUUCUCCAACAUGGCCGCUGCGGGCAUGGGCCCUCUGCUGGCGGCGGUUUCGUCGGGCGGGGUCAGCACCAUGGAUACGGCCAGCAUGGCGGCGGCGUCGGCCCAGGGCCUGGGUGGAGGGCACGGCCUGCCGUUCCAUCUGCAGCAACAUGUCCUGGCAUCGCAGGGUCUGGCCAUGUCUCCGUUCGGAGGUCUGUUCCCCUACCCCUACACCUACAUGGCGGCGGCCGCGGCCGCCUCUUCCGCCGCCGCCGCCGCCGCCUCCUCUUCGGUGCAUCGACACCCCUUCCUGAACGCGGUGCGGCCGCGACUCAGGUACAACCCGUACUCCCUACCCAUGAACAUGUCGGACAACACACUGCUCACCACCGCGAUGCCAUCAUCGAUGGUCAGCAUCGGAGCAGAGCUGUUGAAAGGAGAAGGCAUAGCCCCGAGUCCCGUUUCUGGCUCUCAGGAUUCUACGUCGGAGAUGAACAGUCGCUCGUCAACUCUUUCGUCCGGCUCCGUUUCCAUGUCCCCAAAAACGUGCACGGAGAAGGAGUGCGCCAACGACUUACAGAGCAUCCAGCGCCUGGUCAGCGGCCUGGACUCGAAUCAGGACCGGCCGAGGAGCGUGUCCCCGUAAUACUUUUACACGCUUCUGGUUCCUUCUUUUCCCCCGUCAUUGUUGUUGGAUUUGAUUUUUUGACCUUUUUGGAAAAAUAUGUUGAAGGUUAUAGAAAUAUUAUAAAUACAAAGUCUAAGAUCAGUAUUGGUUUAAGACAGAAAAAAAUCGAAAAAAAUGAAUAUUGAAAAAAAAAGAUUUUGAAAUGCACUUUGGUUAAUAGGCCUAGGCCUACAUAUCGGAUAUAUGUAUAUUUCUACUUUUGUUAAAUUAAAACAACACUUCCUUAUUUUUUUCUGUCAUUUGAAUACCAUACAAGUAUUGAAACUGAAUAGUUGGCAUGGAUGUGAGGCACAGAUAAGGGAGGUGUUGCUGCUGUGUAAUGUCCGACUUUUUGUUGUGUGCAGUUGCUAAGUCAACUAAAUGUGUGUUUAAUUAAUAUGCACUCAGAAUUUAUUUGACCUAUCAUAACUCACUUCAAUUGACCUUAUAAAAGGCUGCUGUAUUUCGUUAUGACCCUAUGAAUUGAUCGAUCAGCCUGGCGUAUCACUAGGCUACAGGUCAGAGGUGGCAUGCCGUGAAGCCCUCGCCUCUUCACAUUCUCUUUUAACGAGGCUGUCAAAUGAAAUUUCGACGAGAAAUUAAUGAAACAAUGUAGUCCACCCAUUUUCCUGUGGUUAAAAUGUUAAGUUAAAAUUUGGUAUACUUUCAAUGGUAGGCCUAUUCAUUUCAAUCCACCCGUGAAUGAGAUCGAUAGUGGCACCUCGGACCUGGUUGGGCCAUCAUGCAAAACCACUGCGCCGGAAGAGAUAGGCCAAUAGCAUGCGGACAUAUUCAGUUAUUAGUCAGUGGGCUAAAACAAAGAAAGGUAGUAUUGAUUAUUACGUGUAAAUAGUGAUAUAUAAAAUAUUUAUGUAAUUAUUUCAUAUUGUUAUUGCGUGUACAUACAACGAAGUAGUUUGUUUUUAGAGA
Gadus morhua (Atlantic cod) is the source of this 3835-nucleotide messenger RNA. It is a transcript of the gene tbx3a, whose product is annotated as T-box transcription factor 3a. Gene Ontology annotation, biological process: positive regulation of DNA-templated transcription; cell fate specification; regulation of transcription by RNA polymerase II. Gene Ontology annotation, molecular function: RNA polymerase II cis-regulatory region sequence-specific DNA binding; DNA-binding transcription factor activity, RNA polymerase II-specific. The transcript has 7 exons. Gene Ontology annotation, cellular component: nucleus; chromatin. Lineage: Eukaryota; Metazoa; Chordata; Actinopteri; Gadiformes; Gadidae. The coding region runs from base 701 to 2884 and encodes 727 amino acids. The record is from RefSeq and is a predicted model, not a curated record.